CGAGUUCGCGGUCAGUGCGAUGCCAACUGUGUUUGCGUUCACGUUACGAUGACGACCGUCGUCCACCGCAAUCAACCCGAUCAUCAGCGCAGCCAUCAGCAUCGCCGUCACCAUGUUGUUCGCGACCGUCACGGCCGUCGGCCUGGCAGCAGCGGCGGCGGCGGCCAGCCGGGAUGGAUCGCGUUCGCCGUGACCGUGGCCGCGGCCAUCUCGUCCGCGUCCUGCUGGAUCCCGUUGUCCAGCGGCAACGGGCUGUGGGACGAUCUGGUCGGCAAGUGCGACGGCCCCAGGAACACGAUGGACUGCGUGCGCAGCCGGCUCUACAACUACGUCAACGACACGUUCGAGUCGGACUUCAACAUCACGGACGGCAUCGGGUUCACCAGGAACGCCAACGACUACGACACCGUGUGCCCCGGGGGCAACGAUACCGACGCCGCCGCCCCCGGGUCUUUCAGGGAGGCUAGAGCGUCCGAAACGGAAAAUGAAGUGGACGACGGCUGGACCGACGUUACGGACGAGCUGUAUAAGAAGGGCACCAAAUACUUGGUGACGCACGACUUCGAAGCGUCCGUGCCGAGCUUUUUAGGCGGAGGACCUGGUGCCAAGGUCCGUCUGUCGCCCAAGAGAAUCCUGCCAGACGGUGGCAUCAUCCUGCGGAUGGACGUGUUGCCGGCCGAGAGGGAAGCCAGAUCGCCUAGGUUCAUGCACAAAAUGAUAAAGCAACUGUUCAAGAAGAAACUCAUGUCAAGCGGGAUGGCCCUGAUGUUGAUCAUAAAAUUGAUCAAAAUAAAAUUGCUGUUCCUGUUGCCGCUGUUGAUCGGCGCUGGCGCUGCCAAGAAGAUACUGCUCAAAGUUCUGCUGUUCUUGUUCCCGCCGCUGGCACAUCUGUUCAAGUUAUGCUCGUACUAUCACCAUCACGCGUCUAAGUUCCAUCAUUUCCACCAUCACAAGGUUAAACACCACCACCAUCAUCUCAAGAUACCGGUCCCUGUCCCAGUGCCCAUCAAACCACCGCCGAGCUACCACAGUGAUUACUACUCCGGUCCCACGCUAGACCAUCCACCAGGACCAUACGAUGCGCCCGAGGUGUUAAGUGGCAAUGACUAUUACAACCGCAACGGCCUGGACAUGACUAACGUUGUGUCUGACCAUGCGGAUGAAUUGGCUAGCUGGGGCUUGGGUGAGUUAGGCGAAGGUACUCCGGGAUACGACGCUCCUAAGUACUCGUACAGUUCAUCGCCCACGCAGUACGAGCCCGUGAUCAAGACGUACGGACCAAGUGGUGGUCCUCCGUCGUCAUACGUCUCCAGUGGAGGUCCUCCGUCAUCAUACGGCUCGAGUGGAGGUCCUCCGUCAUCAUACGGAUCGAGUGGAGGUCCUCUGUCAUCGUACGGUCAAAAUGGUCCUCCGUCGUCGCCGUACGCCGAAAAGUACGUCAAGAGAGUGGACGAAAGUCAGCAGGCCAUCAGCAGAGUGCCGACGCAACACGCGACUCAUGACCCAGUGUACACGCCGAUCGUGCAUAAAUUAGACGAGAUAUUCCAAGAGUUGGCCGUGCCCGAGGAACCGUGCAAGGAGAAGUUGGUGUGCAAGAUGUACGGAAAUCCAGCGAAAUUCAGUCCUCACAGCAACCUGGUGUCCGCGCAACUCAGCAGCGAGACGGCCGCGAGUUCUGCCGGCCGGACGACGGUCAGCGCGGACGCCGCGAGGCUGUGGCGGUACGUUCAAGCGGCCAAGGAAGGUCAGAACGGCGAGGACUGCCGCGUCCUGUAUCCCACGUGCAACAUGCUCGGGCUGUGAUGACUGACCGGAGACCGGCACUGCGAUCGAAUAAUCAAAAAAUACACACCCACCCCCGGACGACGGUUUUCCCGCGAAAACUAUCGACAGGCUCCGUCGACGAACAAUUAUUAUUAUUAUUAAAUACGUAUAUGUGUAGUUUUAGCAAUAGUCCAUAGUAUCGUAUCGGCCCUCGUCGGACGGCUUUGAUUAUUCAAAAAAAAAAAAAAAAAAAUACCUCUCAUUUUUUUCUCUCGUCGAAAUCACGUU
This is a messenger RNA of Sipha flava (yellow sugarcane aphid), 2052 nucleotides long. RefSeq lists its product as uncharacterized. Bases 49 to 1803 code for a protein of 584 amino acids. The transcript is spliced from 7 exons. Lineage: Eukaryota; Metazoa; Arthropoda; Insecta; Hemiptera; Aphididae. The record is from RefSeq and is a predicted model, not a curated record.